This is a messenger RNA of Lentinula edodes (shiitake mushroom), 2475 nucleotides long. RefSeq lists its product as uncharacterized. Lineage: Eukaryota; Fungi; Basidiomycota; Agaricomycetes; Agaricales; Omphalotaceae. Bases 1 to 2475 code for a protein of 824 amino acids. The record is from RefSeq and is a predicted model, not a curated record. The transcript has 3 exons.
AUGAUUCGCUCAAAUUCUGAUACCACUACUACAACAAGCACAGGUUCACCAACUCCAGUCAGUCCUUUUUCUUCCGACUAUUCCGUGCCUUCGGAGCCUACUUCAGACGAAACUCCCGACCUUGGCGCAUUUACCGCUGUGCUACGCGCAUGGACCAACCUUCAGCCGCCUCUAAGGACCGCCAAUUCUACUCUUGCACAGCUAGCGAAUACUACUUCCUCUUCAUCCCGUUCACUAGCUACUUCUUCCAGUGAUCUUCGCGAGGAUAAAUCGACAGUAUGGUCACACAGGCCUAUUGCAAACUAUCUUUCUCUUUCUGACCCUGUCACUACCGACGCUGAAUCCACAGACCGUGACCGCCCACGCACGGUGCAGAUUGAGGCCGUAGACGACGAUUUCUACGAUCACGACAAUACCAAUGAUGAUAAUGAUCAUGAUGAAUCUGAUGAGCAGCUUCGUAGCCAAGAUCUUGGCCUAUUCGAUGUGGAAGAACAACCCUCACUUGGUUACCUCGACGAGGCACUUCAAUUCAUUGCCGCAGAGCGGGAGCGAUGGACUGCGCAACGAGAGACUGGAACGACAGCAGCAAUGUUGACAGGAAUUGACCCCCGUCGGAAGCGCCGUCGCAAACGAAAUAAGACGCCUCGUGCUCAAUCCACCACGCGCACUCCAACAGUAUCAACGUUUUCUUCUAUUUCCACUAUCACUGCAUCGACUGCAUUAGCUGAUGAUCUUAACGAUGCGGAAGAUGCGGACGCUCUCGGAGUAGAUGCAGACGACUCUUCUUCCUCUGUUGAGCAGCAAUCCAGUCCAUUGAGAGCAUCACAGAGUGUAAUUUUCAGCUCUACUCCAGGAACCCCUUCGCGUAGAGCCCGUGGACGAGGUCGGACCAGAUUACUUCACAGCCGAUCUACACCUCAACUCCGUCUUAUUCGUCAUGAGCACGAAGACGAAGACGAGGAGGAUGAGUCCACAGAUUCGGUCACCGAAGAUUCGCCUCGUGUUCAGCAGCUUAAGUUGUUGGGGAAGAAGUUGGAAGCCUUGUUCCCUGAGGAUAGAGAGUACCUCAAGAAGGUACGGUAUCGAACGAUGUCUCCUCCGCGAGCUGCGUCUGGUUCCCUCCAAAUGUCAGGCCCAGCAGGCUAUCUUGAUUCUGUAGAUGCGGAGGGUCCUAGUAAACAUGUAGUAUUAGGCGGGUUCGUGGACACCAGGGGUGACCCCCUGAAGAGAACUGGAAAGAAAGAUGAGAGGUUGAUUCAUGUAUUUGUUGAUCACUCCAACAUACUAAUUGGACUACUGAAUUAUCUCCGGCGAUACCCUCGGCAACACCCUCAGUACCGUGGAUCUUCUUAUAGGAUUCCUCAAUCGCAAAUAUCUGCAACCUCCCCUCCUUCUAGUUCGCCACAUUCGUUUUCCUCUCCCUACCCUAAACCACCGAAACACCUAUCACACUCUGCUUUAUCUCUCAUUCUUGAGCGUGGACGGCCCAUCACUCGUAGGAUCUUAGUGACCUCCUCACCACUUUAUCAACCUAUGGAUGGUGCUGAAAGCUUAGGAUUUGAGGUAAGGAUUUUUGCUCGUGUACCGGAUACGGGGGAUGGGAUGGAUCGGGAUAAAGGCAAUGGCAAACAGGGUUACCAUAAGAAAAGCCAGAGUAACGAGUCCCCAUACAGUUCAUAUCCGGGGAAUGGCGCACCGGGGAACGUCAGUUCUCCCGCGGGAGACUCGUCGUCGUCUCAAAGUCAAAGGCGCCAAAGGAACAGAGCUGGAAGCAUGAACAGCAGCAACAACAAUCAAAUCAACAACAACUAUAAUUAUGACAACAAACCCAGUUCAUUUACGGGAGUUGGCCGGAAGAAAUUUCACAGUCGAAAGAUAUCCGACAAUAGCUCGCCUGAGAGCGAGCAGAAUGGGGGACCAACAGGGCUGUCGCCGGGGUUUAUGCGGAGCUCUGGUCACCUUUACUCGCACUCUCUCCCUACAUCCCACACAUCCACACCACCGCCAUUUCCAAACCUCAACAUCUCAGCAUCUCUUGCCCCUCCUGCCAUUAUCACACCUAGCCCAGUUCAACAGCAACGCAUUCGCUAUCGCGAACAAGGUGUUGAUGAGCUUCUUCAGCUCAAGCUUCACCAAGUGCUUGCCUCCAUCGAUGGCCCUCCACCUAAAGGUAGCACGAUAAUUCUCGCUACCGGAGAUGGCAACGUGGGGCAAUUUAAUGAAGAUGGCUUCUUGGGAGGAGUCAGGACGGCCUUGAGAAGAGGAUGGAAGGUGGAAUUAUAUGCGUGGGAAGGAGGAUUGAGUCGCGCCUGGAAGAGAGAGUUUGGAGAGGGAAGUGAGUGGGGGGGAGCGAGCAAGAGUAACAAGAAAUCCCAAGGAAAGGCUACUCAAUCUGGGUCAGACGAUGAUGGGCCAAGGUUCAAAGUAAUUGGGAUCGAGCAGUUUGGAAGCGAGUUAGUGGAAAUCUAUUAUUGA